AUGAAUACCGAGGCUGUGUUUGAUACGGUUGCUAGACUGAAGCUCGGCAUCGACAAGAAGUUGAGAGCAUGUAUUGUCGAGUGGUUGAUUGAGGCACACAAGCUGUUCAAGUUCCCAACCGAGACUCUGUAUCUUGCCAUCAAUCUUUUCGAUCGAUUUUUGGCCGUUCAUCCAGUGGAAAAGAAGAAAUUGAGUUUGGUUGGAGUAACCGCCCUGCAGUUGGCUGCUAAGUAUGCUGGAAUAAGAGAAUCGAUCCCUUGUGUCUAUUUGUUUUCCCACCUGGCACUUACUUCGUGCCCUGUGAAGAAGAUUUCGUGCUCUGCAGAGCAGAUUCUAGAAAUGGAGUAUUUGAUCUUGAACAGCUUAGAGUAUGGAUUGUCAAUCCCAACUCCGUCCACAUUUAUGUGGAAGUUCCUUAAGGAAACUCAAUCUGAUGAUAAGUGUGGAGCGCUCACAUUUCGACCUUCUGUAUUGGCUGUCGCUGCACCGCCCCUGCCACUGUUGAAGGGUGUAAGCCAUCCAGCAAAAUCUAUGAGCAGUUAACCGGUUGUAGUGCCCAAACAAUCUUGAAAUGCUCGAGACUGAUGGUGACUUCCCAUCAAAAAGCGAGGAGUGUCAGGAGUGUGUAUAAGUACAACACGAGGGGAUACCAGUGGGUAGCUAGAGCUGAACCGGCUCGGUUGCUCUUGACCGAAUUUAGCAGGGCCAGGGUCUUCAUCUUUAAGCUUAUUUUGUUUCUCCUUAGAGACCGGUAACAAUAUUUGGUUUUAGAGUCUUUGUACUCAUUGAUGAUUCGAGUGUAUCGUUCAAAGCUCUUGAAUGGAAAGUUGCUUGUUCUCGGC
Molecule: messenger RNA, 842 nt
Organism: Syzygium oleosum
Lineage: Eukaryota; Viridiplantae; Streptophyta; Magnoliopsida; Myrtales; Myrtaceae
Product: cyclin-B2-1-like
Exons: 6
Coding region: 1-543 (180 amino acids)
Biological process (GO): regulation of cyclin-dependent protein serine/threonine kinase activity; mitotic cell cycle phase transition
Cellular component (GO): cytoplasm; cyclin-dependent protein kinase holoenzyme complex; centrosome
Molecular function (GO): cyclin-dependent protein serine/threonine kinase regulator activity
Source: RefSeq, a predicted model, not a curated record